UAUCGCUCAAAGAAAUGCACCAAACUUAGCAAUAACGUACAUAUUACAGUACAGCUAGUUCUAAAUUUAGCAUUAUGGCAGAAAAUAGGCCAAAUGGGAAUGAUUGUACAUCCAACGUUCUACCGUACGCUAUCUAUCCUAUGAUGCCACCGAACAUCUUAGAAAUUGCUGAUGUUCUGCAAAAUGGAAUGCAACCCCUGUUUCACGAUGUGAGAGUCGACAUAGCUAGCUGCCCUGAUUUAACUACAGCACCAUAUAAUCUUGCCGGAGUAGGAUUAGGUGGCAACACGUCGCUAGUAGAAUUCCUUCGUCACGAUGUACAUACACCGUGGAAGCAUAGAACACGGGAUAUUCUAAAAGUAUUCACAGGCAGCAUUCGUGAUUCCUUUAUCAUCGGAUCUACUUUCGCUACAAAACCAACCAUGCCUUAUUACGGACAUCUCAUUAUGAAUGCAAUGUACACAGCACCUAUGGGUAUUAGGAACGAGAGUCGUCUUAUUUUCGCAGAAUUGCGUAAUGGACAGACAAGAAUAGAAAAGUUAACUGAUCCUAACCAAAUGAUAUACACCUGCAAGGGCAACUUCUUUAUCAGCGAGGGUAGGGAAGGCCCUGUUAUCAGAGUGCGUGCCAAAGGUCGAAAAAAAAGUGAUACAGACAUCAUAACUUCAAUGCAAACGGUCCUUUAUGAACAUUAUGGAAGAAAUUGGAAAACUGUUGCUUUAGGUGGUGUUCUAAAAAUGACAAACGGACGUGUGGCGUGUAACCUUAUGUGGGAUGAAUAUCAGGAGCCGAUAUUAUCAUUUCCCGAUUUUGUUAGAGCACAGCAAUGUACCGAGAUAUGUCUAGAGUCAGAUAUGGUAGCCGUUGGCACAAUAUUUAACCGUCAACCACUACUAUUUAAUCAGGAACAACGUUACGAUCUUAAUCUGUAUAAUAGAAGCGAGUUCCAUUGUUUCAAUAAUUAUGGAGCAGGCGGACAAUUUAUUAGCGAUACUACUCCGGAUACGACGGAAUAUGAAGGUUACUUCAAUGUAGCGGAAAAUAUACAUUUACAAGUAUCAUAACUAAAUGCCAUUUUAAUCAUAAAC
Trachymyrmex cornetzi is the source of this 1088-nucleotide messenger RNA. RefSeq names its product ester hydrolase C11orf54 homolog. Bases 75 to 1064 code for a protein of 329 amino acids. Gene Ontology annotation, molecular function: hydrolase activity, acting on ester bonds; zinc ion binding. Gene Ontology annotation, cellular component: nucleus. The transcript has 8 exons. The record is from RefSeq and is a predicted model, not a curated record. Lineage: Eukaryota; Metazoa; Arthropoda; Insecta; Hymenoptera; Formicidae.